Messenger RNA from Echinostoma caproni, 504 nucleotides. Lineage: Eukaryota; Metazoa; Platyhelminthes; Trematoda; Plagiorchiida; Echinostomatidae. The record is from the annotation of a GenBank genome assembly.
AUGGUAGUUAGCGUUUACAGAAGCCCAUUAUCCUCGGCCAACGAGGAUGAGGCGCUGCUACUCACGCUACGUACGGCAGCUCGCCGCAAUGUGAAACUUCUGAUCCUCGGGGAUUUCAGCACCCCAGAGAUCAACUGGGGUGAAGAAAGUGUCCCAUCGGGUUCCUUUGACCAUGCGUUACUGAACCUGUUGCACGAUGAAGCCCUCGUGCAACACGUAAGAGAGGACACGCGAUGGCGAGAUGGCAGCAGGCCCACCAGGUUGGACCUGGUAAUAACGAAGGGGGCGAACGAUAUAGAAAGUAUUCAGGUAAUUGCCCCACUGGGUAAAAGUGACCAUGCCCUACUUCAUCUUACCUUGCCCAUCCGAGGGUCAACCGCCCCCGACAAGAGAAGGCGAAAUUAUGGGGGAAUGAACAUGGCGCAGCUCUUACUAGAUGCAAAUACCAUGUCAUGGGAGUUGGACCCCAGUGAGUCAUUAGACAAUAGUUGGAAUCCAGUUUAG